Ichthyophthirius multifiliis is the source of this 831-nucleotide messenger RNA. RefSeq names its product protein kinase domain protein. The transcript has a single exon. Lineage: Eukaryota; Ciliophora; Oligohymenophorea; Hymenostomatida. The record is from RefSeq and is a predicted model, not a curated record.
AUGGAAGGUUUAUAUAAAAAAGUAAUUCGAGGUCAUUAUCCUAGAAUUCCUUCACAUUUUUCAUCAGAAUUAUCGAAUGUUAUUCGUUCUCUUUUAUAAGUUACUCCAAAUUUGAGACCUAAUGCUGAAAAAUUACUUUAGCAUCCAAUAAUAGUCAGGAAAAUAAAUGAAAGUCAUAUAUAUGAAGUUGAUGAGUGGAUUCCUUAGUUAUUAAAUACUAUAAAAAUUCCAAAAAAUCUGCAUUAUUUAACAGAUAAACUUCCAAAGGCGAAUUAUUUGCCAUUAAAAUUGAGAAAAGUGGAAAAAAGCUAGUUUAUUUAGACUUUAGAUAAUUAUAAGGCGAAUUUAAAUGAUGCUUUUUUGCCUAAAAUUAAUAAUAUUUAAUUAGAUGAAAAUGUAUAAAAUAGUAUUGUAAAUUAGUCAGUUUUAUAAAAUUAAAAAGUUGUUAAAAAAACAAAAAAAAAAUAUAAUCUUUUAAAUUCUAAUUCUUAAUAAAAUGCUAAUGUUUAAUAAAAGUCGCCAAUUAAAAUGUCCAUAUUUGAUUUAGAAGAGGGAAGUAAAUAAUAAUUGGUGAAAAAUAAACAUGUUUAAAAUUAAAAACAAGGCAUUAAUUGCUUGAAAUUACCAAAAAUAGAUAAUUAAUUACAUUUAAGUGGUGAAAAAAAUGACAUUUUAAAAUAAAAUAAUAUGGGAGAAGAUAAGAUUAGGGAAUUAGAGAAAGUAUAUAGAGGAGAAACAAAGGAAAAACAUAAGUCUUUGAAAAAAUUGGAUUUAUUAUAAAGAAAAAAUAUUCAGAAAAAAUAAAAUGUAAUUGAUGAGAUUUUAAUAUGA